CAGCUGCGUCACUGCAUGAAAUGUGACAUAACCUCAAUUUAUCCCUUGUCAUUUUCUACACAUUUCAUCGUUUUUAACCACGAUUUCACUAAACAUGGGUGCCCCACUCGAAGUCCUCCAAGAAUGCAUGAACAACACAUCCUGCAUACGAAAUGUAUGCAUUUUGGCACACGUGGACCAUGGCAAGACUACAAUCGCGGAUUCUUUGCUAGCCACAAAUCGUUUAGUAAGCAAACGCAUGGCUGGUCUAGUCAGAUAUUUGGAUGAUCGACUGGAUGAGCAAGAGCGUGGAAUUACCAUGAAAAGUAGUGCAGUUUCUUUGAUAAAUUUAGUAGAAGAUGAAGAUACGAAAGAAGAAAAGCCGCUUUUGUUGAAUUUAAUUGAUACACCUGGACAUAUUGAUUUUUCGUCAGAGGUGGGCGCAGCCCUACGCGUCUGCGAUGGGGCUCUAAUUGUAGUCGAUUUAGUGGAAGGUGUGUGCGUACAAACACGCGAAGCCAUCAAACAGGCGUUUACAGAACGGUGUAAAAUGAUAUUAAUUUUAAAUAAAAUUGAUAAAUUAAUUGUGGAGUUGCACAAGGAAGUGAACGACAUUUUCCAGUCGAUUUUACACGCGAUUGAGAACUGCAAUGCGAUAGUUGCAGAACUUUACCAAUACGAAUAUUGCAAUUCCGACAUCGAUAUUGAAGAUACCGGACUUUUAUUUUCACCUGAUGUCGGAAACGUGAUUUUUGCAAGUGCCAUCGACGGUUGGGGCUUUACCACCAAACAAAUAUCUUCCAUGUUUAUCAAUACUAUAAAAAGUGAAACCCUGGACUCGCUAAAUACGAAAUUGUGGAAUUUUGAUGCCUACGUCGACGGUAAAACAAACACAAUUAAAUUAGGAGCGAUAGAAAAAGGCAAAACGAACUUAUUUGUCCAGCUGUGUAUAAAAACGAUAUUUCACAUCUACUCGACUAUAGUGUUACAAAUGCAGAAGGACAAAGUUAAUACUAUUGCUCAGAAAUUGAACAUUACCAACUUGACACGAGAAAUGAACCAUACGGACCCGAAAAUCCAAGUAAAGGCCAUAAUGCAAGCCUGGAGCCCCUUAGCAGAAAUCAUUUUACACCAAUGUAUGAAAAUUAUUUCACCACCGUCAAAUAUGGGUGCAGAGAGAAUUAAAUAUCUCCUUGAUUUUAAUAAAUUUUGCGAAAAUGAGUUUCACAAAAAUUGCCUCGAAAAAUUAAUAACAAUUUUCAAAUCGUGUUCAUCUGACGAUUCAACACCUUGUACUGCAUAUGUUUCGAAGAUGUUUUGCGUCGACAAUAAGAAUUUGUCACAAAAUAAACCUAAAGUUUUUAUCCCGAAGCCGAGACCUAAAAAUACUGAACCAAAACAGGACAGCGAACAAGCUAACCACACGAAUGAUAAAUCGGAAGAGAAAAAUAACACUGAAGAAGAGAAACUUCAGGAUGAAUUUUCUAUAAUUGCUUUAGCGCGAGUAUUCACCGGUUGUCUUAAAACAGGUCAAGAGAUUUAUGUUUUGUCACCUCAAUACGUCCCUGAAGAACAGAAAACAAGUGUCAAGCAUGCCCAGUUGGUGAAAAUUAAAGAACUUUAUAUGCUUUUUGGUCGCGAAUUGGUUCUAGUUGAUGAGAUAACCGCCGGUAAUGUAUGUGGUAUAGGGGGCCUUGAGUCGGCUAUAGUUCGCACAGCAACUUUGUCGGCCAGUUUACAUUGUGUACCAUUUAUUGAACACCCUUCGCAGCCUCCCAUAGUACGAAAUUCCAUCGAACCGGUCAAUCCUAAAGACGUUCCAAUUUUAAGACAGGGCUUGCGGGUAUUAAUGCAAAGCGAUUCUUGCGUCCAAGUCGUAAUCGAAGAGUCAGGAGAGUAUGUUUUAUUAACAGCAGGAGACGUACAUCUCGCUAAAUGUCUAGAAGACCUGACUACGAAAUUUGCCAAAAUUGAAAUCAACGUCUCUAGUCCGAUGGUCUCUUUGAGAGAAACUGUAACUCAUGGAAGCAACAAAAAUGACUUUAAGAAAGAUUUGGAGAAUUCGGUAAUAGUAGAAUUGGCCCAGAUUCGCUUAACCGUAGUUGUAGUCGCUUUACCAGACGUUAUAGCCAAUGAAAUCGAAAAGAAUUAUAAAUUGUUGAAUUCAGUUGAAGAACACCAACAAACCAACGGAUUCGAAUUGUUCGCCAAACGCGAGUCAAAACCUGAAGAUUUGAAGCCACCUAGUUUAAAAAUAUUUAAAAGUGACACCACUAAUCUCUCACUUAAACAUGUGAGAGAACAAUUGAGUGGGGUUUUCGAUUCGUGCAAAGGUAUUUGGACUAAAAUAAAAAAUAACAUAUGGAGUGUUGGGCGCAUGUCGGACAGUAUAAAUUUGUUAAUCAACGGAACUAGUGAUUACUCCAGGAAUAUUUUCGAAACUUUAGAUGAGAAAGAUGUGCGGUCGUGUUUCGAUCACUUUGUAGUAAACGCCUUUAAUUCGUGUUGCAAAGCCGGCCCUCUAUGUGAAGAGCCAUUGAAGAACUGUGUUUUCCUAAUCAAAAAUUUUGAAGUUAUCCAUGACGAAAUUUUGGAUGGAACAACCAAAACCAGUGUAAAUAUCGAAUCCACUUUAAGUUCGGCUUUUCGCGAAGCUUUCGAAAAACAACAACAAAGACUCAUGGAACCGAUGUUUACGACGAGUAUUCAAGUCAACACAAAUAUUUUAGGAAAAGUCUAUUCAGUCGUGAGUAAACGACAUGGGAAGGUUUUGGACGCCGUCGGAAUGGACGAACAAGAGAAAAGCUUCCUCGUCAAAGCCCAAAUUCCGGUUGUCGAAAGUACGGGUUUUGCUAACGAAAUGAGAAAAACGACCUCUGGACAAGCGAUUCCGACUUUGAAGUUCAGCCAUUUUGAAAUCAUAGAUGGCGAUCCGUUUUACGAACCGGUGGAAGACGAUGAAGAUGAGGAAGACGUAAAUGUGGAAUCGGCAAUCAGGGCUACCAAACUGAGAAAAGCGAUAAGAAAACGGAAAGGGUUGCACGUGGAGGAACAGGUGGUCGUGCAUGGGGAAAAACAGAGGACGCUCAAUAAGAAAAAAUAGAAAUCAAAGUAAAACAGAAACAUGAAUAAAUAUUUUCGUAAAAUAUGAUUUUGUUUGUUUUUGUGGGCAGGGGAACGGUUGGUAUUUGGGAAUGUCGAAUUUUUAGAACGAUUAAAAUUAUUGGGUUUGAAAUAAAAUACGUACAUAUAUCGAAUCAAAAAAUAAAAAGUAAAGUGAUAUUUUUGAAAAGAAGAUAGUUGGACAUAAUUAUGAUAAAAAAUGCACUACAAAACGAAAUAAAACAAUUAUUUCACAACAACAUAAAAGAAAACAACAAAAUGAUGUAAUCUUGGACAUUGGGAACAUUUUAUACAACAAAUACAAAAUUGAAUAAAACUGAAGACGAAAAAUUAUCACCCAAGAAGGCAAAUUGUCGAAUAAAAAUUUAUAACUUAAAGGAAAAAAAGGAAAUGGAAUAAUCUAACGUCACAGCUUGGAAUAAAAUUAAAGAUAAAAGAACAAAACAAAGACAACUAAAGUUAAAUAAACAUAAAAUGUGAUCAAAAAUUUGCAUAUUGCCGCUUAACACUAAAAAAAUAUAUGAAAUGGAAGAAAAACAUAUAAACCAGAAAGAAUGGAAACAAGAGAAUAAAUGUUUGAUGUUCUUGUGACACUGAAAACAUAGUGGAAAUAGAUUUGGGAACUUCUUAUUGCACGAGUGUAGUAAAAUAUCAAAAAUCGUACCUGGCGAACUUUCCUCUCCCAAAGUGGGGCUCCUCACCCUCUUUUGAGGUUUUCGUACACUUGAGGGCUUCUCAGGUUCAAGGAACACAUUCGGACUAUCAAUGUUUUCAUUUUUCGCAGGUUUGCAAUUUUCGAUAUUCUCAAUACAGUCAUAGUACGGUGUCUGAUCCUCUUUAAUACCCAACCGCUGUUCUUGAGUUAUCACCAAGGGUUUUAAUUGUGGCCUCUCUUUUCGCGGUGUCUCCUCUAACCUCAUUUUCAAGUGUAACUGUCCCGAAAGAGAUAACAGUCUCAAAACAGCCCCUCGUUUUUUUCUCGAAAGUAGCAAAAAAUACGUGGCGGUGUGAUAAUCAUAUUUCCAUUUUUUCAAAUGGCGCCACAUUCUUUCGGGGUUUACGUUGUAAUACGAUGCCAUAACAUCGACACAAUCUUUGUCGUACUUUUUCAAAUCUAUUGAAUUGUAAUCGACUGGAUCGAGAAUACCCAACGUAAGCCAACGGUGUGAGAGGAGUUCUUGAACGGUGAUGCGUUUUUUGGGGUCCACUUGGAGCAUGCAACUAAUGAGGCGUUUGCUUUCGGGAGACAGGAAAGGGGGCUCCGCGUAUUUGCCACUCUGAAAAAAUUAUCACACAUUAUUUUUUGACAAUGACAAGCAGAUCUGACACAAAAUGCAACUUUUACGUAUGAAAAAUGUCACCAAGUAAGUUUGUAAAAUGCAACCGCCAGAUUCCAGUAGUUCAGAAAGUGUCUACAGCACAAUUUUGCAAAGCAUCGAACCGAUUUUACUGAAAGGAAACGGUCACGUGACCCUCUUUGGCCUCAACAACCACUUUAGCCCCGCAAUACCAAGCCGAUUGAGGAUGAAAGUGGCCCCAGAAGAAUAUGCUUUAACGAUUUUUCUCAUUAAUAAGGUGUUAAAAAGAAAUAUCAUCAACAAUUUCAUUUGGUUUUUCUGUGGUUGCUUCACGUUUUGUUGCACUCUGGGCUGUUCAAUGUGUCCGGUGAUUUAUUUUAAUAAGAGAACUAUAAAGUCGUUACAUAAUACAUUAAAAUCAGAAAAUAACCGGUUGUAUAAUAAACUUGGAAUGCACUGGUCCUUACACAAACAACACAUUGGACCUUUUAAUAUUGUAGAAUAUGUAAUAGUAAUUAAUUUUUUACCAAAACCAGA
This is a messenger RNA of Tribolium madens (black flour beetle), 4937 nucleotides long. Its product is annotated as elongation factor-like GTPase 1. The transcript has 2 exons. The record is from RefSeq and is a predicted model, not a curated record. Bases 95 to 3082 code for a protein of 995 amino acids. Gene Ontology annotation, biological process: cytosolic ribosome assembly. Gene Ontology annotation, cellular component: cytosol; ribonucleoprotein complex. Lineage: Eukaryota; Metazoa; Arthropoda; Insecta; Coleoptera; Tenebrionidae. Gene Ontology annotation, molecular function: ribosome binding; GTPase activity; GTP binding.